GCUGGCUGGGGACUGGCAGCAACCGGAGCUGCACUGCCGCCUCUGGCGCGAACGCUCAGGCGCCUCCUCCCGCCCCAGUCACUGUGGCUCGGAGCACGCUGCCGGCGGCUGCCCUUUCCGCCUCUGGGGGAGCAAAGCCGCGGGCCCGCCGUGCGCCUGAACCAUGGCCUCGGGCCGGAGGGGCUGGGACAGCUCCCACGAGGACGAUCUGCCCGUGUACCUGGCCAGGCCGGGCACCACGGACCAGGUCCCGCGGCAGAAGUACGGCGGCAUGUUCUGCAACGUGGAGGGCGCCUUCGAGAGCAAGACGCUGGAUUUCGAUGCCCUGAGCGUGGGGCAGCGGGGCGCGAAGACUCCCCGGAGCAGCCAGGGCAGCGGCCGCGGCUCCGGAAGCCGGCCGGGAGUGGAGGGGGACACCCCGCGCCGGGGCCAAGGCCGGGAGGAGGGCAGGGAGCCCGCGCCCGCGUCGCCCGCGUCGCCCGCGCCCGCCGGGGUGGAGAUCCGGAGCGCCACCGGCAAGGAGGUUUUGCAGAACCUCGGCCCCAAGGACAAGAGUGACCGUCUUCUUAUCAAGGGUGGCAGAAUUGUCAACGAUGAUCAGUCCUUUUAUGCUGACAUUUACAUGGAAGAUGGAUUAAUAAAGCAAAUUGGAGACAAUCUGAUUGUCCCUGGAGGAGUGAAGACCAUCGAGGCCAAUGGGAAGAUGGUGAUCCCGGGAGGCAUUGAUGUCCACACUCACUUCCAGAUGCCAUACAAAGGAAUGACCACAGUGGAUGACUUCUUCCAAGGGACGAAGGCUGCCUUAGCGGGGGGCACCACCAUGAUCAUUGACCACGUGGUGCCUGAGCCCGAGGCCAGCCUAACCGAGGCCUACGAGAAGUGGCGAGAGUGGGCAGAUGGGAAGAGCUGCUGUGACUAUGCCUUGCACGUGGACAUCACCCACUGGAAUGACAGCGUCAAGCAGGAGGUGCAGAACCUCAUCAAGGACAAAGGGGUUAACUCCUUCAUGGUUUACAUGGCCUAUAAGGAUUUGUAUCAAGUGUCCAACACAGAGCUGUACGAGAUCUUCACCUGCCUGGGAGAGCUGGGAGCCAUUGCGCAAGUUCAUGCUGAGAACGGGGAUAUCAUCGCCCAGGAGCAAACCCGGAUGUUGGAAAUGGGGAUAACUGGUCCGGAAGGCCAUGUGCUGAGCAGACCAGAGGAGCUGGAAGCUGAGGCUGUGUUCCGUGCCAUCACCAUCGCCAGCCAAACCAACUGUCCACUCUACGUCACAAAGGUCAUGAGCAAGAGUGCGGCUGACAUCAUCUCCCAAGCCAGGAAAAAAGGGAACGUGGUCUUUGGUGAGCCCAUCACUGCCAGUCUUGGCACAGAUGGAACCCAUUACUGGAGCAAGAACUGGGCUAAGGCAGCUGCAUUUGUGACAUCCCCGCCUCUGAGCCCUGACCCGACCACUCCCGACUACAUCAACUCCUUGCUGGCCAGUGGAGACCUGCAGCUCUCUGGGAGUGCCCACUGCACCUUCAGCACUGCCCAGAAAGCCAUUGGGAAGGACAACUUCACAGCCAUCCCCGAGGGCACCAAUGGUGUGGAAGAGCGGAUGUCUGUCAUCUGGGACAAGGCUGUGGCCACAGGGAAAAUGGACGAAAACCAGUUUGUGGCUGUGACAAGCACAAAUGCCGCCAAGAUCUUCAACCUGUAUCCCCGCAAGGGAAGAAUAUCUGUGGGUUCUGACAGCGACCUGGUGAUCUGGGAUCCAGAUGCAGUGAAGAUCGUCUCUGCCAAGAACCACCAGUCGGCUGCAGAGUAUAACAUCUUUGAAGGGCUGGAGCUGCGUGGGGCUCCUCUGGUGGUCAUCUGCCAGGGCAAGAUCAUGCUGGAAGACGGCAACCUGCACGUGACCCAAGGGGCCGGCCGCUUCAUCCCCUGCAGCCCUUUCUCGGACUACGUCUACAAGCGUAUUAAAGCUCGGAGGAAGAUGGCAGACCUGCACGCCGUCCCGAGGGGCAUGUACGACGGGCCAGUGUUUGACCUGACCACCACUCCCAAAGGGGGCACCCCCGCGGGCUCCACCCGGGGCUCUCCCACACGGCCCAACCCGCCCGUGAGGAACCUCCACCAGUCGGGAUUCAGCCUGUCGGGCACCCAAGUGGAUGAGGGGGUCCGCUCCGCCAGCAAGCGCAUUGUGGCGCCCCCUGGAGGCCGUUCUAACAUCACGUCCCUGAGUUAAGCGACCCCUCCCCACAGAGAGGGGCAGAAGCAAGAAGAGAUUUUCUUGAAGCCAAAAUGGUACACCGAUAUUUAAGAAGGAAAGCGAAUCCAAACAGUUGUGAUCUAAAGAAUCAAUAAGCCUCAAGCCUUAUGUUUCUCCAAUGCUACACUCGCUUGCCUAGCUUUACGAAUAUUGCUUUUGUUUUCUGUUUAUGCAUAGCCUUGAUUUGUUGGACCCUGCCUCCCCCCAUUUACAUGCAUGCAAUCAGGCUACUAAGGUAAAAGAGUCUGCUAUAUAGUGUUGA
Molecule: messenger RNA, 2513 nt
Organism: Herpailurus yagouaroundi (jaguarundi)
Lineage: Eukaryota; Metazoa; Chordata; Mammalia; Carnivora; Felidae
Gene: DPYSL3
Product: dihydropyrimidinase like 3
Exons: 14
Coding region: 164-2227 (687 amino acids)
Biological process (GO): actin crosslink formation
Cellular component (GO): cytosol; cytoplasm
Molecular function (GO): hydrolase activity, acting on carbon-nitrogen (but not peptide) bonds, in cyclic amides
Source: RefSeq, a predicted model, not a curated record